AUGUCUGCUCCAAAAGAAGGAUUCAUCAUCCCAGCUUCUAUCUCCCACGCUGCACUCGGUCAGGUGACGAACAAGUCCUUAGGUGUAAGAUACAACUGUGCUCAGUGUGCUGCUUCUUUUUCAUUGUCGAAGAACGAUGCCAUCAGAUGCAAGGAAUGUGGUCACAGAGUCAUCUACAAGGCCAGAACCAGAAGAAUGGUGCAGUUCGAAGCUCGUUAG
Molecule: messenger RNA, 219 nt
Organism: Scheffersomyces stipitis CBS 6054
Lineage: Eukaryota; Fungi; Ascomycota; Pichiomycetes; Serinales; Debaryomycetaceae
Gene: RPC10
Product: DNA-directed RNA polymerase core subunit
Exons: 1
Coding region: 1-219 (72 amino acids)
Biological process (GO): DNA-templated transcription
Cellular component (GO): RNA polymerase II, core complex; RNA polymerase I complex; RNA polymerase III complex
Molecular function (GO): DNA-directed RNA polymerase activity; DNA binding; zinc ion binding
Source: RefSeq, a predicted model, not a curated record